This is a messenger RNA of Aedes albopictus (Asian tiger mosquito), 3191 nucleotides long. RefSeq names its product segmentation protein fushi tarazu. The transcript is spliced from 2 exons. Gene Ontology annotation, biological process: anterior/posterior pattern specification; negative regulation of transcription by RNA polymerase II. The record is from RefSeq and is a predicted model, not a curated record. NCBI's taxonomy places the organism in Eukaryota, Metazoa, Arthropoda, Insecta, Diptera, Culicidae. Gene Ontology annotation, cellular component: nucleus. Gene Ontology annotation, molecular function: DNA-binding transcription factor activity, RNA polymerase II-specific; RNA polymerase II cis-regulatory region sequence-specific DNA binding. The coding region runs from base 1784 to 3049 and encodes 421 amino acids.
GUUUUUGUGCAUGAGAAUGGUGCACUCAACGGCAAACCCGACAUCCAGAACGUUGCCCAAUCCGGAAAGACACGGUAGGCUGGGCAUGUUGCAAGUAUGCCACACAACAAAGUUGGCGUUCGCUAUCAACCCGGUUGGCACAAAAAGGUGCCGAGCGCAGAGACUACGAUCCUAAUUGAGAUGUUGUUUUAUUUAAUGUAUGUGAGUUUCAAGAAGUGCUUCUAUCAAAUUUUUAUCAAAUUUAUUUCAGUUUUAACUAUUUUCAAACAGUAAACCAAUGGUUUGCUCAAUUUUGGCAAUAUUGAAACUCAACGGUUAGAUUCCAACCCACAAAGGGAAGCUCACGUGCACCGAAUGAUUAAUGGCUUUUGCAUUCUUUUGUUUGGCAAAGUCUCACUUCUGUUCAUCUUUAUAGCAGUCAGUGGUGGCUCGAUGGCCCGAUCGGCAACGAAACGCCACUGUUAGAAAUGACCAAGGGUUUGCGCCCACCAGGAACCUACCGAUACGAGUUGAGCGUCCUUCAAUAGGUACACAAAUGUAGGCCACUGCUGAUACAUCUGUCGAUGGUGCAUCAUUGAUGAUUGCGGAUGCGAGGGAGCAUUUUGUACAAUUUCGAUUCCCCCUCUUCGUCAAUUGAUUCCCGGUUUCGAUAUCCUUUCACGUGAAUUGGGUUGACUGAACAGCGUUGCAUCAACGACACUUUUUGACAACUUUAGCUUUUGGGUGCUCUGUUUACUCUCGUUUUAUAUACGGUUAUUUAAAUCAGUACAGAGUUAUGGGUUCAAAACCAUUUGAAGUUUAUGGUUGUUAACAAAUUGGUAAAAUGUUGUAAUUUGAUAUUAACUAACAAAAAACUACAAAAAAUGAAAGAAAAAUUCUGACUUUUUAAUUUAUACAUUUGUUUAUGAAUCUUUACCGUCUGAUAGGUAUUUGAACAGAAAGUAUGUACAUGGUAAAUUCUAAAACAGCUAUAUCGAUAUAAUAAUAUGUGAUUGAAUACGUUAUUCUGAAAAUAUUAGAAACAAUGUUGAACAAUGAAAUUUGUCGUAUUUUUUUUUAGAUUUGAACAUAAUUCUGCGUUUCGAAAUUCCAAAACGUUCCGCUUGAUGUUCUUUUCGUAGAAUCAUCUCAUUGCAUUUCGCCAGCAAGAGCAAUGCGAACCGUGAAAAUUUCUCAAACUAUUGGAGACUGAGUCGUUUUGCGCACCAAGGCUAAGACAAUUAACUGAAAUUACAAUUGCGACCUUGACAGUCUGCCUUGCCACGCUUAUCCUAAUAAACAGUGUUUUCAGAAGUCAGCAUACACGUUUCUUAUGUUUACUCAUUAAUGUUUGUUUAUCUUGUUCUUCUGCAGCAUGAAGCAUGAUAACAUCUUUGCCGCCUGAAACAAAAACUGAAGAAUAUACGUAGAGAUGCCACGCUUCCAUUUCUAUGUAUUAUAUUACACCUAUAAAUGCAGUUUCUCAUACUACUUUCCUUGCACCGUUCCUAGCGGAUUAGGGUAAUAAACAAAUCUGUUUAGGGAGGGGAAAAUCGGGACUCUUUAUUUUCCCUUCGACCUCUGCGAGCCUUUUGCAGCGGCAAUUUAGCAGAAGUUUGCUUGUCAGAGGGGGAAGGGAAACAUAUUUUAUGUUAUUUAUUUCUGUGCAAGUCGUGUGCCAAAAGUAUGUUGUCAAAAUUUGGAAAUCAAUUCUCCGAUAGAUUUCAUUUUGCAAAAAGAAGUGAUCGGAAACGGUUGCAGUAGCGUUGAAUUUUGAGUUUAGUUGAUUCUUGUGAGACUGAAAAUGGCAGCAGCAUAUCCUUAUUAUUCUGAGUAUAAUUCUAAUUACAUCAACGCGUGUUACAACUAUGGACAAGCUGAUUAUAGUUAUCAGAGUGGAUAUCAGUACCCAUCAACAGCAGCUCCGAGUGCGGGCUAUAGCAGCUUGUAUACGAAUCCACCGGACAUUAAUCAGCAGAAUGAGGAACGGAAAGAAUCUACAUCUAAAGGUUCUCAAGAUGUGGCAUCCUCAUAUUCCAAUGAUAUGGAUCUUUCAGCCACCAGAAAUAAUGUGAAUUUUUACGCGAACUAUCAUUACUACGGAAAUCAAUCUUAUUACCAACAACCGUUGAACAAUCCACAAACAUAUUAUGAACAAAGUGAAUAUUUUACGCAUGAACAAUGUGCUACAAGAGAACAAAUUCCAGUGAGAAGCGAAAAAGAGAAAAAUCAAAAUGAUAUUGAAGGGAAACAUUACCAAACAAUCCCGAAGGAUACAACAGUUAAAAAACAUGGCAUCACUAAUAUGCCCACUGAAUCGACGAAAAGAAAAUUAUCACACGAUAAUGAUGAUUCACCUGCUCUGCGAGCAUUGCUAACAAAUCCUGCAAAAAAGCUGAAAUACAAUCCAGGAUAUAGCGCCUGUACAAUCACUAAUAACUUAUCGUCAGUGAACGAUCACAUCGUACCUGAAUUCAUACCACCGUCACCGAACAAAACCGAUGAUAGUAUUGAUAGUAUUUUGGAGACAGUAAAUGGUGGCUUCGAUAUAAAAUCACAGCCAAACACGAAAACCACCACGCCAAUUGUGGUACCCAGCUAUGAGUGUGUUAGUACCCCACCAUUAUCACCAAAGUAUGUUGACUCAGCUGCAUCAUCACCUUCCCAGCUAGACUCAGACGGUGUUCGAAAGGAGUCAUCGAAACGCACUCGCCAAUCCUAUUCUCGGUAUCAGACGCUAGAGUUGGAGAAAGAAUUUCACUCGAACAAGUACCUUACCAGAAGACGUCGAAUUGAGGUGGCCAAUGUUCUACGAUUGACAGAACGACAGGUCAAAAUUUGGUUCCAGAACCGAAGAAUGAAAGCCAAGAAAGACAAAGCAGUUCUGAGCCCAGAACAUUCAUUCGAAGAUCCUGUGCGGUCCACGUACUAUGAUUCGUCAAACUUCCCCGCUCAGUUGGACUACAGUUUGGCUCAGACAUCACAACACCAGCAGCAACAACGAUAUCGAUGCUAUCAGCCAGCAACCCACCAUUCGAAUACUUAUCAACAAUGCUCUUCGCUUCUGUAAUUUUGAAGUUGAAAACCUGUGUUCCUAGUGACUGAAAUUCGUGAUGCCUUUGUAGCCCAUUAACUACGUUCCUAUUAAUAUUAAGUGUAAAAAUUUGGUAGACCUAAAUUUUGAAGUGGAUGGUGUAGAACAAAUUAUAUGU